Penicillium vulpinum is the source of this 276-nucleotide messenger RNA. RefSeq lists its product as uncharacterized. The transcript has a single exon. The coding region runs from base 1 to 276 and encodes 91 amino acids. The record is from RefSeq and is a predicted model, not a curated record. NCBI's taxonomy places the organism in Eukaryota, Fungi, Ascomycota, Eurotiomycetes, Eurotiales, Aspergillaceae.
AUGUCAAAUACGUGGAAUCCAACUGUGGCCAUUGCAGAGCACAUGGAGCGCCUCAGACUCCAAAACGAACAGGCUAGCGCGGGUGACAGAAUAUACCUUGGACGUCCUGUUCCUCUACCGACACUUUCCUUACCCCAAAAUCGACCACCUCCCGCACCAGCUUACAGAGAUCCAUUCAAGCGAAUUCCAUGGUUUGUCCUCAAGUCCCACGGUUGCCAGACUUGCCAACACUCAAUAUUUUGCGCCAAGCUUCGCUGGGUGUCUAUGGUUAUUUGA